CUUUCGUCCCGCACCUUGUCGGAGACCGACGCGCCCCCCAUCUCCGCCCUCCGCUCCUCCUCCUCCCCUCCCGUCCCCUCCCGCUCUCCAGUCCACCUCACGCUCACACUCCCUCAGCCGCCAUCCUACUGCCUUCCCUCCUCCUCAUCUUCCUUGCGGGGGCGGCAACCAGGCCACAGGCGGCAGACUGACGCCGCGCACCUGCUCCCACUCCCGCUCACGCUCCUCCCACCGCGCCACCAAAAUAAAAGUAGCCGUUGCGGCGUCGCGUCGGCGAGCACAGCACAGCGGCUCGGCUGCAUGAGGGGGCGGCUGCGGAGGCCGUGACGAGGAGGCGGAGAACGAUGCCGCUGGUCAGGUUCGAGGUGCGGAAUGAGGUGGGGCUGGGGGACCCCGGCCUCUACGGCGGCGGAGCCGCUGCAGCCGGGGCCGCCGCCGUGGCGGGGAACAGGGGAGCCACUGCCUCCGCCGCCGCCGCGGGGGAAGAGGAGCCCAAGGCGCUGCUCGAGGGCGUCGCCGUCGCGGGGCUCGUCGGGAUCCUGCGCCAGCUCGGAGAUCUCGCGGAAUUUGCGGCUGAUGUUUUCCAUGAUCUACACGAGCAAGUUAUAGCUACGUCUGCCAGGGGUCGUAAGGUGCUGACUCGAGUACAGAACAUUGAAGCAGCACUUCCAUCUCUUGAAAAAGCUGUGAAGAAUCAGAAGAGUCACAUACAUUUUGCCUAUGUUCCGGGCUCUGAUUGGCACACUCAGCUUCAAAAUGAGCAAAAUCACCUGCUAGCGAGUGAUCUGCCUCGUUUUAUGAUGGAUUCCUAUGAAGAAUGCCGAGAUCCACCACGGCUUUACCUUCUCGAUAAAUUUGAUACUGCUGGCGCGGGGGCUUGUGUAAAGAGAUAUUCUGAUCCAUCCUAUUUCAAGAAAGCAUGGGAUAUGACGAGAGCAGACAAAACUGCUAAUCUACAAAGAGAAAAGAGAUCGCAGAAAAUUAAGAGAAAAGGAUCACGACUAAGGGAGCCAUAUCAUGGGCAAGCCACAUCUAGGCAUAGGGGCACUGAAUUUCAGCGAUCACUUACUGCUGGCCAACUUGUUAACAGCAGGCAGUUUGCAUCUCCCAGCAACGAUGGUCAGAGCAUCUCAGAGCAUAGGUCUACACCUGACGCAAGAUCUAAUCCUGACAAUAUAAGCAGAUCUUCUUCUCUUAGUUCGAAGACACAACUGAGUUCAGUAGAACAAGCUUUUGAUGCAAAACCUUCUGCAGUUCCUCACGAGAAUGGCCAUGGCAAGUCAUUGGAUACUAAGUUGCAAAAGCCUGGUGGUCUGCCUUCACGCAUACUACUUAAUGGCACCAGCGUGGAUGAUCAUAGUGACUAUUUGAAGCAUUGUUCCCAGGCAGGUGAUAUGGUUCCUAGAUCACCUCAUGUUAAAUGGGAUGAAAAGGCUGCAAUUAUCAUGUCUACAAGUUCUGUCUACUGUGACGAUAUUGUUAUGGAUAAGGCUGAAGAUGCAGAACCUACAUGUAUUAGCUCUGUGCAGAAAGAAACUGGCCAUAAGGUAAUGGAUGCCUUGGAGCAGCAAGAUGCCUUACUUAAAAAGACAAAAUCACUGUUAGUGCCAUCAGUCUUGAACCACCAUGAUGACAUUCCAGGAGAAGCCGACAACUACAUGGAUGCACUUAAUACACUUGAAUCUGAGACAGAAACUGAAUCUGAAUUUCAAACUAAGAAUCAAGGGGUGCCAGCACCUUCCUUCAAUGCUGAAGCACCUCAAGUGGGGGCAAUUGAUAAUAUUGUUCCACAGUGUCCCGAUUCCUAUGUUGCUGAUUUUACUGACACAUGUCAAGAAUCUGGUAUUCUUUGUGCUUCAGAAAGAGCAAUUGAUUUUCCCAGUUUGUCAAAUGCAGAUUCUCUUGAGGUCUCACAACUAGAAGUUUCAGACUAUACAUCUGUAAGUCCCUAUAGAGAGUCAUCUGUCACCACUAAUAUCCAUGAGAGUGGUGCAGAGGGUGCUCGCGAAGAUCCUUGUGAGAUUAUAGAGCCUCUGCAGGUCCAUUCAGCCAUACUUCCCAAUGAUGGAUCCCCUGUUUGCAAUGAAAUACCCAAGAGUAAGCCAGACGAUGAUCUUGGGUACUUUCCCGAGAUUCCUCAACCAGGUUUCUCCACCUGUUUGGUUAUUCCGUCCAAUAAAGAGUCUGCUGUUGCCAACGAAAACCUUGAAAGUGAUGCAGAAAGUGUUGGUGAUCUUAUUGAUGGCAAUAAUUUUGUAUCAGGACCUAACAUUGCCAACAUGGUAGUUGAUGAGGUGGGUUUCAAGAUGGCACCUGCUGAUAAAAGUUCACCUGGUGAUCACUCUGAUGACUCAUGUGUUAUUCCUGAAAGUAGGACUCAGGAUUAUGCUGGAAAGAGCCAUGAGGGAGUUGGUGAUUGUGGUGUGAUUGGAGUGUCUGAAUUAUGUAGUGAGCCUCUUAACAAAUCAUCAGGUAAUAUAUGUGCAACUCAAGAUGUUCCUACAAAUACGUCUACUAUGUCUGCUGGUGCCAGUGAAGUGUCUAGUUCGUGGAGUGAGCCUGCAACUCAAGGUGUUCCUGCAAAUGCCUCUACCACGUCUACUGUUGUACCAUCUGUUAAACUCUGGACAAAUGCUGGGCUCUUUGGACUUGAACCAUCUAAACCUCCAGUAUUUGGUGCCCAAGAUGGUCCAAGGGAGGAUACUCCACCUGGUUUUAAAGAAGCUCAACCAGUCCAUUCAACUGAAUUCACAGAACUGCACUGUUCAAAGCCGACUGAAUCAGCAGUUGUAGAUGUUCCAAAUGGAAACACGACAAUUACCAGCAGCUUUGUGGAAAAGCUUGUUGGUAUCCGUCCUGGUUCUGCAAACCUCAAUAGCUCAGGGGCCAAUCAAUCAGCAGCCAGAAUACCCGAUCCAAUUCAUAGUCAUGCAGAUGGGCACUCAGAUUUUUCCUCAUCCUUUGAGCACAAUAACAUGUCUGGCAAACAUACUUCAAUAAGUGAGCUUCUAGAAUCUGAAGGAAGUGCUGAAACUGGCACCGGAAUAUACUCAACUGACAUGAGUAAUAACGUGCAUAUGGUGUCUGCAUCAAGCUUUUCAAGCAUUGCACAAAGAUUUCUUGCUAAUACACUUCAGAGAAGAACUUCUUCCAAAUAUACUGAUCUUCCUAUGUCAUCUGAGAGGGCGAAUGCUGAUACAAGUGCAAAAGAUGAAUCUACUAUAAAUCCUGUUGAAACGGUAUUUGCAGAGGAAACUAAGUUUGAGAACAAAACAGAAAAUGGAAUGGAUGGAUUAACCAAAUCAUCAAUCUUUUCUAGCCGCCAUUACUCUGAGAAAUCGUCUCCACCACUUGAGUACAUGAAAAUAUCUUUUCACCCUAUGAGUGCAUUUGAGACGUCAAAGCUGAACCUAGAUUUCUGUGAUGGCAAUCUUCAUGAAAUUUCUGAUGAUAUGAUGUUACCAACAUUUCAGUUACUUUCAGAGUCUUCCAUUCCACAGCCAGGCAGUGGUUCUGAGUCUGAAGAUGACACUUUUGGUAGGUCAUAUAGUUAUUCUUCAUAUGAUGAUCUGAGUCCACGACUAUAUUCAAACUCUGAGGCGUGGGAUCAAGAAGAUGGAGUUGGGCUGGAGGAACAUGAGUUGUAUGAUGAUUCAAAUCCGAUAGGAUCCUCAACAGCACCUUUAUCUAGCUACAUGGGAUUCGAGCAGAUGAACUUAUCUGGCAUGAAGUCAGAUGAUUCACUUGCAAAUGUUGGGGAUCAGAAUGUAAUAGGCACUUUAGAAUCCUCCUGUACUGUUGAAGAACUUCCAAACUUUGACACAUUGAUGUCCAGAAGCGAUGAUCAAAAUGGUGAAACCUCCAUUCCACAUAAUCCGGUGAAUUUGCUACCAGAUGAAGAUCAGUUGCCACCACCACCUCCUCUUCCCCCAAUGCAGUGGAGGAUGACAAGACAAACAACUUCACUAGAAGAGGAAACAUGCAUUACAGCUAAAGAUAUGCUUAGGAAAACUUCAAGCCUACCACAUAUACACACCUCUGCCCAGGAAGAACACCUUCCUCCAACUGCACCACUGGAUCUACAAGGCAAUGCUAAGGAAGUGGAUGUCCAGAAAACUGGUGGAGUAAGAGAAAUUACUAAUCCUCCUAGUAUCAUUGAUAUAAAGUCAAGUUUGCUUCAGCAGAUCAGGGAUAAGACAGAACAGCUGAAGCUUAAUAAUGGACAUGAAAGGUCAAAAAAAGCAGUAGGCGGUGACAUUAAAAGCUUGGACGAGAGGGAGGAGUUGCUUCAGCAAAUCAGGAGCAAGACCUUCAAUUUAAGACGAACAAAUGCAUCUAAGACAGAUGGCUCAUCACAAUCUACAGCCAAUUCCAACGUUGUAGCAAUUUUGGAGAAAGCAAAUGCUAUCCGGCAGGCUGUGGCCAGUGAUGGUGGCGAUGAUGAUACAUGGAGUGAUAUAUGACCACCUAACUGCAGACGUGCAUUGUAGUCUUUUCCUGUAUAUUCAACUAUUACAAGAUGAAGUGAGAAAAAUGUGAAUAACAUCUUUUUCUUCAUUGUAAUUAGGUUUUGCAGGUCUUGUUCUGUACCUUUCUUAGUUCAUAUUAGUGUAUUCUACCGUAGGUCUCUAUGGUUGUGGAAAUGGCAGACCAUUUUCCACAUUAUGUAAAUGUGUCUUUAUUAUUUAUUUAUGAUAGUGAGAACAGCUGAUAAAAAUAAGCAUACUAAUCUAUCUUUUUAUCAUUGUAUUGAUUUUUUUUACAAUGAUAAUAAGAUGGAGCAUGAUGUUGCAACAAGUUGUCCUUUUAGCUGCCAUCAA
This is a messenger RNA of Sorghum bicolor (sorghum), 4820 nucleotides long. Its product is annotated as SCAR-like protein 2. NCBI's taxonomy places the organism in Eukaryota, Viridiplantae, Streptophyta, Magnoliopsida, Poales, Poaceae. The transcript is spliced from 10 exons. Gene Ontology annotation, cellular component: cytoskeleton. Bases 345 to 4463 code for a protein of 1372 amino acids. Gene Ontology annotation, biological process: positive regulation of Arp2/3 complex-mediated actin nucleation; actin cytoskeleton organization. The record is from RefSeq and is a predicted model, not a curated record. Gene Ontology annotation, molecular function: Arp2/3 complex binding; actin binding; protein kinase A regulatory subunit binding.